GCAGCCGCGAGUCCGGAAGCAUAGCGAAGAAGAUGGCCUUCAACGAGAAGGUGGACCCCGAGCUGAUAUUUACCAAACAGGAACGAAUUGGAAAGGGUAGCUUCGGUGAGGUUUUCAAGGGAAUCGACAACAGGACCCAGCAGGUUGUGGCCAUCAAGAUUAUCGAUCUCGAAGAGGCGGAAGAUGAAAUCGAGGACAUACAGCAGGAGAUUAUGGUCCUGUCGCAGUGUGACAGCCCAUACGUCACCAAGUAUUAUGGGUCUUAUCUCAAGGGUACGAAGCUAUGGAUCAUCAUGGAAUAUCUGGGUGGCGGCUCGGCCCUGGACUUGAUGAAGGCCGGUAGCUUCGAAGAGAUGCACAUCGCCGUGAUAUUACGCGAGGUGCUCAAAGGGUUGGAUUAUCUGCACAGCGAGCGUAAGCUCCAUCGCGAUAUUAAAGCGGCGAAUGUUUUACUGAGCGAAAUGGGCGACGUCAAAUUGGCCGACUUCGGUGUAGCCGGUCAGUUGACGAACACCACCAGUAAACGAAAUACCUUCGUCGGCACGCCGUUCUGGAUGGCACCCGAAGUCAUCAAACAGUCCGCUUACGAUUCCAAGGCUGACAUUUGGUCUUUGGGCAUCACGGCAAUUGAGCUCGCGAAAGGAGAGCCACCGAACAGCGAGCUUCAUCCCAUGAGAGUCCUCUUUCUAAUACCCAAGAACAAUCCACCGCAGCUAACCGGGAAUUACACAAAACAGUUUAAGGAAUUUGUCGAAGCCUGCCUCAAUAAGGAUCCCGAAAACAGGCCGACGGCGAAGGAACUGCUGAAGUUUCAGUUUAUCAGGAAGGCGAAGAAGAACUCGUACCUGAUUGACCUGAUUGACAGGUACAAAAAGUGGAAGUCGCAGCGCAGCGAGGAAUCGGAGACCGAGAGCGAGAAUUCGGAUUCGGAGGAAUCCAAGCAAGACAGCGACAUGGACGAGCCAUGGAUAAUGACGGUGAAAGGCCCGCAUGGGGUCAAAGGAUCCGUGGUGCCUAUGCUGCCACUAGACGAGCAGCCCGCAUCUCUGACCCUAACACACACGAACCACAGGUCCUCCAAUCACAAUCAACCGAGUAAACCACACGCGAAUGGUGCCUCGCGAUCGCCGCCGAAGGAUUCUACGCUUAAUCAUUACAGAAGUGAAUCCAGGGAUUCGUUGCGCGAUGGUCAAGCGAAGCACGUGCCUCCCCGACCACAUGAAGCCGCACCUCCACCACCAGUGGACACGAGAGAGAAACGAGAGGAGAGAGACUAUCGUGACGUCAGCCGAGAGUCUACCCUCAGAGAGUCAAAAGAGAGCCGCGAGAGGGAUAGAGAAGUUGUCAGAGAACGAGAACGGGACAGAGAAGGCAGAGAUCGGGAUAGAACCAGCAGGGACUUCAACUCUCGAGAAAAGAGGAGAAACAGUAGACCGGACGUGCCCAUCACUUCGAUGGCUGAUCAUAGACCUAGUGAGGAUAAGCAAAGACCCAGAAGUUCACAGGAGCUCAAGCAUCCGCGAAGCGUUGCUUUGUCCGGUGUCGUUUUUCCUCUCCUUUCCGAGCUUCAACGAAAGCACCAAUAUUCGGUGAGAGACAAUAAUGGGGAAGGCGGUAGUGGUGGUAAGAAUGGCGGUGCUGUAGAAGAACUGCGAAGCGCCUUCGAAUCGGCGGAACGCACGUCGCCGGGAAUGACGGAGUCCCUUAUUCGCGAACUGAUUAAAUCCUUACUUCCCCCCAAUCAUUCUGAAGGACGCCUAUCUAUGCUGAUGGAGAAGGUUAUUUUAAGGGAUACGUAGGGACGCGAGAGGACAAAGGUCCGCAAGAGACUGUGGUCCCAGAAUAUCCUGACACUGUAAAAGCAUACGUUAUUUCUCUCGAUUAUCAAUUUACUAAUUAAUACGAGCCGAGUAUGUCGAUGAGUGGCGAUUCCGAACGUGAACAUGAAGGUGCGAGAGAAAUGUGUUCCGUGCCCCAUCGUCCCAUUCCCUCCCCGUUCUUCCCCUCUCUUGCUAAUCUAUAAAGGCCGUACUACAACGAAGUCUAUCGAAGUUUUACGAAGUAGUCUACUGAACCGCCCCAUUUUCAUCUGCCUACCUCACCGUAGGAUAAUAAUACGUAGAUGGACGGCAGAUACACGCAAAACGUGCCAGUAUUCUUGCAGUUCCUACUCGUGUAAUUGUCAUCGAUCCUUUUCUGAACUUCUCUGAUGAGCUGUUCUACAUUUACACGCUUCUCCAUGUCGGUUCGUCGUCCGACAGUUCAUUUCAAUCAUGAAUCAAUUUAUCAUUGUGUAAUUUGUAUAUUCUUGACUUUUAAAAAAAUUUUUUAAUUUUUUAAUAUUCGCAGCUUUAUCAUUUUUGAAAGUAUAAAUCACAUGAAGCCGCACAUUA
Messenger RNA from Cyphomyrmex costatus, 2393 nucleotides. RefSeq names its product Germinal centre kinase III (gene GckIII). The transcript is spliced from 10 exons. NCBI's taxonomy places the organism in Eukaryota, Metazoa, Arthropoda, Insecta, Hymenoptera, Formicidae. The coding region runs from base 33 to 1799 and encodes 588 amino acids. Gene Ontology annotation, molecular function: protein serine/threonine kinase activity; ATP binding. Gene Ontology annotation, biological process: protein phosphorylation. The record is from RefSeq and is a predicted model, not a curated record. Gene Ontology annotation, cellular component: cytoplasm.